Messenger RNA from Dreissena polymorpha, 4964 nucleotides. RefSeq names its product protein mono-ADP-ribosyltransferase PARP14-like. Gene Ontology annotation, molecular function: transcription corepressor activity. Gene Ontology annotation, cellular component: nucleus; cytoplasm. Gene Ontology annotation, biological process: negative regulation of gene expression. The transcript has 17 exons. Bases 238 to 2058 code for a protein of 606 amino acids. NCBI's taxonomy places the organism in Eukaryota, Metazoa, Mollusca, Bivalvia, Myida, Dreissenidae. The record is from RefSeq and is a predicted model, not a curated record.
ACUGAUGUUAUUGUUGGCACGACAUCAUCAUUUCCGAAUCUGAAUGGAGCGAUCGUCAGUGCUUUGCAAAAAAAUGGCGGGCCAUCAUUGCAACGGGAAUUGAGAAAUCAGUAUAGAUCGUAUCCCGGAAACGGCGUUGCCGUAUCGGGUGGCGGAAAGCUGAAAUGCAAACGCGUGUUCUAUUCAUUAUUAGAACAAUACGACCCCAAAAAGAAGGGACCUGAUGUGGGACUUCACAUGAAGGUCACACAAUGCCUACAGCAGGCCGAUAACGAAGGGAUGCAUUCUAUUGCCUUUCCGACAUUUGGUACGGGAAACUUCGGAUACCCUGCACAGGUUUCGGCGGACCAAAUGUUCGGGGCAAUCAGGACCUUCUUCCAAACCACGAGGCACAACCUUAUUACCGUGGUUAUCUUCCUGUACGCCCCUGACAAUGAAACGUCGCAGGUUUUCGAAAAAAGUAUUGGGUCGUUUUUCCAACCAUAUGUACAACCUACAGUUGAUAUUAAACAAGAUAAACCAGGCGACAACAAGGAUAAGGCAUUGAAAGCAAACUUCAAAGCAUCUAUUAUCACCACCUUUGGAAACCUUGAAGAGUCAAAGACCGAUGUGAUAUUAGACACAACCACAAAUUUUCCGAAAUUAAAUGGUAUUAUUCCGCAAAACUUGCUCAAAGCAGCUGGAAAAGAACUGCAAGAUGAAUGCGAUGCUAAAGACAAAGUCACUGAAAAUAUGGUUGUGAAAACAAAGGCUUACAAACUAAAGUGCCAGAAUAUCUACCAUUUCGUCAUGCCUCAAUGGAACCAAGCCAAGGGAGAAACGAUCAUCAGUGAUUGCAUAUAUAAAUGUCUGAUGAUGAUGAAGGGAGACGCUUUAACUUCUAUAGCUGUGCCUGCGAUAGGUACUGGAGGGGCCAAGUAUGACCCUGCCACAGUUGCCAAAGGAAUAUGCAGUGCAGUCACACGGUUUGGUUCUGAAAGUCCAGAUUACGCAUGUGUAGUAACCGUCGUUUUCUACCCAGGAGGACCACAAGAACCGAACACGAUCAUUAAAUCAAUUAUCGAUAAAUGGAAGACAGACAGGAACUCCGAGGCUGGCCAACCUAAGCCGAUAAAAGGUGUGAAGAUGGUGAACUUUAAUAUGCCCAUUGAAGACGACGAGGACGAGGAUGAUGUUACUUUUGAGAUACCAAAGGACACUCGAGAAUUCCUGCUGCUACAAUUCAUGUCCGAUAAGACUGAGAACGUCGACACGGCCUUUAAUACCAUCAAAGAAAGGAUAGACAAAGACAGGAAAGAAAUUGUGGUGACACUCGAUAACAAGGAUGCUGUUGACGAAGUCGCGCUGAUAGAGAAUGACAAGAAAACCUUCGAGGAAUUCGGACGUAUUUUUAAAGUAAGCCUAAAUAUAGACCUGAAGCAACGGAAGAUAAUCAUAACUGGGCUGGGCGAUACGGUCAUGGAGUGUUACCAAAAGAUUCUGAGUGAGUUACGAGACCGGAAAAAAAUGAUUAUGUCCAAAGAAAUUGGCAGUACUCUGCAAAAGCACGUUGAGUGGUAUUUUACCGAAGACAAAGGCGAUCUCUGGGUCCCUUACCCUCGAUAUCUGAGUUACAUUCUGGAAGAGGCAUUCGAAUCAAAUGUGAACGUGAAAGAGUUUCAAGACUCGAACAAGAAGACCUACGUGGUGGAUUUUGUGAAAGGGAACGAAGUUGAAAAAGAAGACAAACACAAUGCAACUGUUGUCUCUGUGAUUCGAAAAGAUUACACAGAAGGUAUUGGAGAGGUCUUCCCAAAGUGCUGGACAUAUAUGGCGGAAGGAGAAAACUUGGCGGAAGUGGUGCUCGAUUCCUCAGACGCGGAAUACAAAGACGCAGAAGCAGCGUUCUUGAAGACUAUUGUACCAUACAAUCUGUCCCAAAUAAAAGAAAUUCGUCGAGUGCAAAACAGGAAGCCUGUACCAGCAAUACCAAACAAAAAAGAAGCAGCUGGAAACGGACCUGCAAAAUGUGCCGAAUAUCGAACGAAGUCUCUUUCAUGGUUACGAAGAGCAAGUUGAAAAGACCAUUCUGCAGUACGGGUUUAACAGAAGUUACGCAGGGAACACAUUUGGAGGUGUGUGGUACGGUAGCGGUGUCUACUUUGCCGUGAAAUCAAUGUAUUCCUCAAACGACAGCUACUCGAAACCAGAUCCCCAGGGAUGGAAACGGAUGUUCCUAGUCAAAGUCCUCACCGGAAAGACGACGAACGUCGCAAAAGGGUAUACAGAUCGCUUCCCGCCAUUGAUCCCUGGCUCUCAAACAGAUCGUUACAAUUCCACGUGUGAUGAUAUGGCGAAUCCAACGGAGUUUGUCAUCUACAACGACAUACAAGCAUAUCCUGAGUAUGUGAUAGUAUUCAAGUAGAAUAUGUGUCGACAAUUUUGUCUUCGAGAUUGCACCGAUGAUUGCCCAUAUUUAUCUCUUCCUUUGAUAAAACUUUACCUUUUAUUUGUUUGACACGUAUAAAUAGUUUAAUAGGCAUAUUUAAAAGGGCCGUCAAACAGAUUUUGGUAUGUAUUGAAGCUUGUCAUUAAAUGAUUUAUAUUGAUGAAUUUAAACAUGAAAUAAAAAUCUCCAGUAAAAAAACCCCACAAGAAUGCAAUUUAAAGAAAAGCAAAAAAAGUAACCCUCAACAGGGCUCGAACCACUGACCCCUGGAGUCCUGGAGUAAAAAGUCUCCCGCGUAGACAACUCGACAAUCCAUGCUCAUGCUUACAGCGGAUGUAUUUUUUACCUUUAUAAGCAAUCCUCGUAGUUACCCAAAAUAAAACGACAACAACAGAACUUUCCAAAUUAUUCAAUCGUUUCGCGUCGCACGACGCUUUAUCAUUUUCAGGUUUUCAAAUCAUCAAAAGAUGCAUGUAAUAGAUAUUUAAUAGCACGGUAAAUGGUCAGUAUUACUAUUUCCUCAAAAAUAUCAUAACUAAAACGAAAAUUUGCGAAUCUGAAACAACUUUUUUUUAUUUUGUCAAUUUACCAAAACGUUGGACGGCCUUUUUAAGAGGUCUGAGACUACAUGCAUCAUGCAUAUAAAUAUCAAUGUUAUAUUCAAUACUGUUUACAUCUUUGUCAAUAUCAUUUGUUCAUACUGUUUUGAAAAUAAAAAACAGUUUUCGAUUGUUUUCGUUAUUAUUGGCGGUCAUAUAACUAUCGCUGAUUAGUUAAGAUCAAAGGAUAUUAAAAAGUGUUUUAUUUUUAAAGAUCACCGACACGUUACAUAUUUUUCACUAGAAGCAAACGAAAUCGGUAUUACCAAUCUUUACGUGUUAAUGCUUAUAUUUAGAAAAUGAUACAAAGGGUACUUUUUAUGAAACGUCAUUGUCAUCUUAACUUUAGAAUGUAAACAUAUAUUUAAAGUUCUUAUGUACAGUUAUUUGCUUCCCUGCUUAACGUAAAAUGUAUAUGUAUUUUUCCACAUUUUAUCAAUUCUUAUUCUUCCAUAAUAUGUUUACUGUUACAAGCGGUAUCAGGUGAAAAAAAAUGACUUUGUGCGUCUAUAUUGUGUUGUGUGUAGGUUUUGCCUUUGUGCGUCUAUAUUGUGUUGUGUGUAGGUUUUGCCUUUGUGCGUCUAUAUUGUGUUGUGUGUAGGUUUUGCCAGUUUGAAAAUGUUCUUUUGUUUAUGAUUUUUUGUUUUCUAUCAUUAUAUCAAAUUCUUGUGUACCCAGUGUCCAUGUUUAUGUUUGCAUUUAUGCAUAUUUUUGUCAAAUAGUACGUUUAAGUAAGCCCAAAUUUCCAAAGUGGCAUACACUGUAUGAGGAAUUUCCUUCCACAUACAAGACCAUUUCCAAAGCGUAAGUAAUAACUUUAAAUACAACCGUUACAAAUGUUGAUAAAAUGUGUUGUCGAAUGCCCAUACUGAUACAUGGUCCCCCUGGUCAGAUACGUUUUGCGAACGCACUAGUUGGGGCGGUUUUUCAGUUGUAAGAAAUUAUUGACAAUCUCUUCAGAUUAAUUAAUUUUGUACCUUACAUUUAAAAUUAUUUAAUUUCUUGUUCUUAAUUUUUGUUUUGUAUUUUUGUAAAAAAUGUACAUUAUAUUAAAAAUGUAUAGUUCGUUAAGAUUUUAAGGUUUUGAAUUGUAUUCAGUAUAAUAAGUAAAUAAUUUCGAAACAAAUUAAAAUAUAAGGCAUCAUAACAGAUUGCUGCAUAGUUAUAUUUUAUCUAAAAAAUCUCAUUAUAAUAAAAGCAUCGUACGUAUUUGCGUAUUUUAAUAUAAUCCCAUAAAAGUUCCUUAUCGGUUGUUUACCCCCCGCCACGGUGCGUACGUCUGUCUGUCCAUUUGAGUUGCUUCUUUAGCCAAAAAAUAUGGAUUAUAUGGUUACAGAAAAAAGUAAAAAUUGUAAGUACUGGAUCCUAUAUCCGGACUACUACCACUGUACUUAUGCUAGGUUGAUGAAACUAUGUUAUUUGCUAUAUGGACAUAUGGAAAAUGUUUAUACUUUAUUUCAGUUUUGAAUCCGACACACUUUUUGUUAAUUUGGUAUACAGAUAAAAGUGAAUACUAAAACAUGGAUGUGCGAAAACUAAACAAGUACUUGGGUAAUAGGGUCGAAGACAAUGUGUGAAUGUACGUGUUAUUUCACUGUUUCUUUAGUUGAAAUUUGUGAAAUUAAAAUCUGGAUCCUGUCAAAACUAAAACUUAUCUAUUUAUUUAGUUCAUGUCGAACAAACGUUUUUGCUACUGCAAAUGUAUGUAUAAUGUGCAUACUCGCAUUAUCUUCAGAUCAUUAUUUGUUUAAAGCAAGCCGUUUAAUUCGAGGUAUUCGUUGUUUUAGAAUGGGAAAAAAAUGUCUAUACGUGCGUCAAGUAACGCCAGCGUCUUGUCUUGUUUAUACCCACACAUGAGUUGAAAUGAAAACGGUAAAAAAAAACAGUGCAUCGAUGUUUAUAUUAUUUUGUAUGCAACAGUUAGUCUAAUUGAGCUU